This is a messenger RNA of Dalotia coriaria, 3027 nucleotides long. RefSeq lists its product as uncharacterized. Bases 225 to 2795 code for a protein of 856 amino acids. NCBI's taxonomy places the organism in Eukaryota, Metazoa, Arthropoda, Insecta, Coleoptera, Staphylinidae. The transcript has 9 exons. The record is from RefSeq and is a predicted model, not a curated record.
UUGUGCUUUGAAUCUUUUUUCACACGAGUUUUUAUCUUCACCAGCCAUAGCAUACUACAUUUUCGGUGAUAACGCGGUUUAUAAUCUAAAGAAAACAAUUUAAACUUUCGGGUAAAAAUAUUGUUUUGUAAGGUUAGAAAUUAGGUUUGGUUGAUCUGUGCAGUUGUGCGUGUUCAGUUGCCGUCUGCCUUCCUUGAGGCACGCAUCACGUUUUUUGUUUGUUUAUGUUAUUUGUGCAGCACAAAGAAAUCCAUUGCAAUGGCCAGGUCCUAUACCAGUUAUCGUCCAUUUUUAAAAUUGUAACCUGCACAUGUUUCACUUUCCACAGUCCUGACAAUUCUUGUUAUGUGAAGUUCUAUUCACCCAAAAUACCCACAUUUGAUGAUCGGACAGCAUACCAAGAGUUCCAUCAGUACUUUCAGAGUUUAAUGCAAGUAAAGUGUACAAAAUUAUAUCUCAAUUAUCUUGAAUCUUUUGGCAAAAUUUACUAUAAAGACAUUGAGGCUGUUAAAUUAUUAAUUGAUAAAGUCAAAAGGAACAAUAUCUAUUCCAUAAAAUUUGAUGAAAUUAUGCCUUCUGACUUGAAGACGCCUGCAGGCUUCAAUACAGUCAUUACCGAAGUAAUGACUGACGUUAAUGGAAAACCAGUUGGUCUCUUGAAGAACAAUUCUUCAGAAAUGUUUAUAUCAGUUUCAGAUGCACAGCGAUGCGGCGCCAUUUUAUAUUCUGCGGAAGAAUCACAAACUGCGUUACUUGAUGAAUUGCGCGACUUUCUAAAAGUACACGCUGCUAUCUAUAUGAAAAUCCGAAAUGUUGAUCAAAAGAUACAAAAUAAUGUGUGCAUCGACGUAAAAUUUGCUAACAUGAAAUCUUUAACAUCGCCUUCUCCUGCUGGAUCGAUUAAAAGUGUGUCCAACAGUAAGAAUUCUCACAAUGGCAAUAACAUGAAUAAUAAUACACCAGUAAAGUUUAAUAAUUCAUCUUCUGAUAAAGUGACUUCUGCCAAGUCAAAAACUAACCCUAUUAUGAAUGGCAAUACAACCAAUAAGAAACAAGGUAUUAAAAAUCCAUUGACACCGCGUCAAUUACUUCUAAAAUUGAAUAAGAAGCCGAAUGGUGAUUCUAAACCAAUUCAAAACACCACCACACCUGAAACUGUUUCACCAAAAUGUAUUCCACGCAAGUCUACUCCCAUGAAAACAAAAAAAUUGAUUGAUUAUCCAAAAGGAGUUGUUUAUGUUGAUAAAAUGAAUGUCAAUGAUGAAAUAUUGGUGCAAGUGCUUCGGAAAACUUCGGAAACAACUUAUAUUGGGUACAUAAUGAUAAAUGUAACAUUUGAUGAACUACUUACUCAAGCAAAAUUAAAACAUGAAUUGUUAACGCCAUCUAUUGGAGAAUUGGUGAUUGUAAAACUUGACGAUGAGAAAAUAAGCCGUGCUUAUAUCCUAGAACUGUUAGACGAAGGUAAAUUCAAAGUUGCAGCUCUAGAAUAUGGGCAAGUCGUUGAUGUGGAUGCAGUUUUUGAAGUUCCUGAUGAAUUGCUUGGAUAUGACGAAUUUUUAUGUGUUUGUGAAGCGCCGGCCACAUUUGUCGCGAAUAUUUCCGUUGAUGAUGGUCUUAUUCAAACUGUCAGCGGCAAGAACUUGCUUAUUGAUAAUGAUAGCAAAACUCUCAUCAAAUGCACACGCUGGUUACCAUUAUCUACAGCUUCAUCUAAAUCAGAACAAAUUGAAGUUAUUGAAAAAGUCCCGCAAAAGAUCUACACAGUUCCUCUGCCUACAACAAUGCCAUCUGUACAAAUCAACUCUAAGAUAUUAUUUGUUGCUUUCAAUGCGGGGAUUCUCUACCUUCGUAGCAGAGAUUUACACAUGUUGAUUACAAAAAUGAACGAGAAAUUAGCACAGACCGGCGUUGAUGCUUUAGAGAAGCCUCCUAUUGUCGGACAGUAUGUUUUUCAUAAAGUAGACAAAGAAUAUCGUCGUUCCAUUGUCAAAAAAGUUUCUCCGCACGGAUUUUCCAUCGAACAUGUAGACUAUUUUGGUAUGACUACUCUAAUUCCAACAAAUUCAUUAAAUCUUUUGUUUAAUUUCUCACCGGUGGCCAUUUUUGGCCCUACAUUGAUCAAAGCACGUUUGAGAUACUUUGAAGACAAAGAUUACUCACCGAACGCGUUGCAAUAUAUUACUAAUUGCAUCACGAAGAAAUUCGACGUGGUUUAUGUACAGGAUGACGUUGUUGAUUUGCAAACCAAUUCAGGAUGCCUCUCUGAAGUAUUGCUGGAUUUAGACGCUGUAAAGAUAAAAACUAUUCAAGAUUUGCCGAAGAUGACUGCUAAAUUAAACGAGGAGUUUUCCAUGGUGGUGUUUCAUGUCGCUGAUGAUGGAGACAUUUAUUUCUGCCCAAGCACUAUGAAUGAUUCUGUAGCGUUGUUGGAAAUAUGUGCGGAGAUCAAACAUGUGCAGGACUUAGAGGAUUUAGUUCCCGGACAGUUGGGUAUUGUAUGGUAUGAAGAUGAAUGGACUCGUGUGGAGGCACUUGAGGUGAAUGGCAAUAAAGCGAAGGUGCGUUUUAUUGAUGCUGGAAAGGUCACCACUUUCAAUGUGAAUCAGAUUAAGGCGAUACCAGAUGAAAUGAUGAAUUCUCCGCCGUUGGUGUUAAGAGGCAAAUUAACGCAAGAUUCUUUGCAUUAUGGGGAGUAUGAAGAUCUUGAGUAUACCAUUUUCAAAGCAAUUAUUCAAAAUAAGCAAGAGGAUUGUUAUUUGAUUCGGUUGAUACGUGCGGUUGAUGAAGACUAAGCCAAAACAUAUUAUUUUGUUCUAUUAAAGUAAGUGAUGCCAUUUUGUUUCCCUACAGAAGUUAGUUCAAUGUUAUUGUGAGCAUUGAUUUGUAUAAGUAUUAAGUUUCAUAGAUCUGACUUUAAAUGUGUGUUAAGUUAGCAAGAAAAAUUUUAUCUCAAGCAUGAUUUAGGAUUAUCUGACAUAUUUUUAUACGCGAGAUUUGAAAUAUAACUUUUAAUUUGAAAUAUAA